Molecule: messenger RNA, 2154 nt
Organism: Beauveria bassiana ARSEF 2860
Lineage: Eukaryota; Fungi; Ascomycota; Sordariomycetes; Hypocreales; Cordycipitaceae
Product: plasma membrane channel protein Ist2, putative
Exons: 4
Coding region: 1-2154 (717 amino acids)
Biological process (GO): chloride transmembrane transport
Cellular component (GO): cortical endoplasmic reticulum
Molecular function (GO): chloride channel activity
Source: RefSeq, a predicted model, not a curated record
AUGACGUCCAUCCCGUUGCUUAACGUCGACGCUUCGGCGGCCCUGCCUACGCCGCUCAAGCUCGAGUCGACUCUGCGUUGCAACGACAAAUACGUCAUCGUCUACGACUUUUCAGAUAUAGACUAUGACGUCGCGACAAAGGAAUUCACGGAAUUGCUCGUCGACCUCGAGGAGGCUGGCCUCCACACCGAAGUACGACCCGGUUACGAACGCUCGAUCCUGGUCUUUGUCAAGGCCCCGCGACAGCUGCUUGGUAAUUCAGUCUACAAGGAGAGGGUAAAGGACUGGCUCUACUCGGUCACGCAGGUUCAUCCAGGUGGCGACAAGGACUCGGUCGUCGAUGGCCGCUUCGAGGCCGAGGAGCUGCUCACCAUGUACCACCUCGUGCAGUGGCCCAAGGACAAGGGCGGCGCCGGUAUCUACCCAGGUCUUGACAAGUGGGCAAACGUCAAGUCGUGCUUCCCCAUCCACAACGAGGCCGUCAACAGAGCGCUGCUCCGCCACAUGAGCAGCCGGCUGUGGCUCACUACCGAAGACCUCGACAGCAUCCGGAACCUCUUUGGCUCCAAGGUGGCCUUUUACUUUGCCUUUAUCCAGAAUUACACUACCUUUCUGACGUUUCCCGCCGUGACUGGCGUCGCCGCCUGGCUGUGGCUGCCGAAAUACUCGCUCGCAUACGCUGUCCUCACGAGCGUCUGGUGCACCGUGUUUCUCGAGUACUGGAAGUUGCAAGAGGUCGACCUUAGCAUUCGCUGGGAUGUCCGCGGCAUCCACAAGACGAAGGUCAACAGACCCGAGUUCAAGUACGAGAUGAUUAUCAAGGAUGCCCACGGCCGGGAGAUACACUACUUUCCAAAGUGGAAACACAUGACAAGGCAACUCGUGCAGAUUCCCUUCAUCGCAGUCGCUACCGUUGCGCUUGGCGCCAUAAUCUGCGCCGUUUUCGGUGUCGAGGUCCUCAUUUCCGAGACUUACACCGGCCCUCAUCAAUUCUACCUGGAGUACUUACCGACCAUUAUUCUCGCCGUCGCGAUUCCAUUUCUCAAUUCUUCUUUAGAGGGCAUAGCAGAGACGCUCACUGCCUUUGAAAACCACCGCACAGCCGACGCGCACGAAGUCUCCUACACACAGAAACUCUUCAUCCUCAGCAUCAUCACCAACUACCUUCCCAUUCUUCUAACUGCCUUUGUAUACAUUCCAUUUGGGCACGAGAUUAUCCCGCAUCUCAAGAGUGCCGUCCUUGCCGUCCUGCCGGGCCUCGAACAUACUUUCGCGACGCACUCCUUCGAAGCCGAUGCGGACAAGCUCCGCAACGAAGUUAUUGCCUUGACGCUGACGGGUCAGCUCUCCAGCUUUUUUGAAGAAAACAUCCUGCCGUACCUCAAGCACAAAGCCACGGAAUGGUACCGCGUGUACAGGAGGUCAUACCCCAAGCACGCGAUGCUUCUCACCAUGGUCGAAGAUGACCAGGAAGAGACCGAGUUUCUGGCACGCUGCCGCAAUCAGUCAUCUCUCCAAACUUACAACGUGCACGAUGACAUGGCCGAGCUUGUUUUACAAUUCGGAUACCUGGCCCUCUUCUCACCCGUCUGGCCCUUGAUCCCACUCGGCUUCCUCAUCAACAACUGGAUCGAGCUGCGCUCCGACUUUGCCAAAAUUUGCAUCGAGCACCAGCGCCCUCACCCUGUGCGCGCCGACGGCGUCGGUCCCUGGAUUCUAUCGCUCGACAUACUCACCUGGAUCGGCAGCAUCUCGACCGGCGCCAUUGUCCACAUCUUUGGCGCCGACGGCAUCAACAAGAACUGGGUGACGCUGCCCAUUACCAUUUUCGUCAGCGAGCACAUCCUGCUGCUGCUGCGCGCCGUGACGCGCUGGGUCUUUACAAAGUACGGCUCGGAGCAGAUUCGACGGGAGCGCGCCGAGCGCUACGCGCGCCGCCUUGCGUACCUCGAAGAGAUUGAGGCUGACAAGCGCGCGGGCCUCCACCUCAGCGUUGCGGAGCGCGAGCGCCGCAAGUCGAUCCUGGUCACCGGAGAUGAGCGGUUCUGGACGAAGCAGGUCGAAGACGGGUCGAGCGCCGAGGCGGGCAUCAAGCUCAUGUCGCUGGCAAAGGAAUGGGAGCAGAGUCGGGGCAUGAAGCCAAAGAGUAGCUGA